This is a messenger RNA of Aspergillus versicolor CBS 583.65, 502 nucleotides long. RefSeq lists its product as uncharacterized. The transcript has a single exon. Bases 133 to 408 code for a protein of 91 amino acids. The record is from RefSeq and is a predicted model, not a curated record. Lineage: Eukaryota; Fungi; Ascomycota; Eurotiomycetes; Eurotiales; Aspergillaceae.
CAUGGCAUUGACAGCGGCGUCAUCUCCACCUGCGGCGACGGUUCCUUAGAAGAAUCAGCCUGAAUGAUUGCAACAAGCGUAAAGACCAUGGAGUCCUAGGUUUCGAAGUCGAUUAAUAAGCUGGAUAAUGGGAUGGGAUACUGCGCUCCGGGAUGGUGUGAUGAGUUGAAGUCAAAAUCCAAGAUGUGUUGUGUUGAGGAAGUUGCGAAGCCGAAGGGGGAAAGUCAACAACACCAAAUCCACAGCCUAACAUUUUACUUUAGUCCAGCUUUGUGCUUUUUCUCUCUUUUUCAUUUCGUGACAAUAAUAAUAAUAGUGCUACCCUGGGCCAGUGGCAAUAUAUAUAUAUAUCUAUUAUUUAUUUGUUCUGUUUUUUUAGCAAGGGUUGUUCGGGCACUGGAUAGUUGACGAUAUAUAUGCCUGGUACACCAUCGGACCCAAUGAAUUAGACCACCUAAACAAAGGCAAAGAACAUCAUAAAACAUGAUAUUCAAUAUAAUAG